CUCUCUCUCUUUUUUGUCUCUCUCUCUCUCUCUCUCUCUCUCUCUCUCUCUCUCUCUCUCUCUCUCUCUCUCUGUGUCUCCCUCUCUCUGUCUCUCUCUCUCUUUACUUUUCAAAUAUAAUUCAAUAUAAAUCAAGUCUAGGCGUGAUAUCAAAACAAAACAGAAAAGCAGAUUAUUGACAAUCUAUCUAUCUAUCUAUCUAUCUAUCUAUCUAUCUAUCUAUCUAUCUAUCUAUCUAUCUAUCUAUCUAUCUAUCUAUCUAUCUAUCUAUCUAUCUAUCUAUCUAUCUUGGGAAAUCUAAUUAUUUUAUAUUAUCUUGUAUUAUUUUAUAUAUAUUAUUUAGAAUGUGCUGCUAUUGUUGUUUUAGUGGUUGAUGUUUUUCUCAAACAGCAGGUCCCUACGAUUAUUCCUCACAUCUGUCACCCCGAUGGUUUACACCAAACAGAUGGAUUUGUUAGAAAUGAUCUUGAAGCCUCUCACACACUGCGGUGGAAAGCAGGGUGGCUGCUGUUGCUGCACACGGCCAUGCGCUGAACGAUGGUGCAUCAGGAGAAAUGUGUUUACCAGGCCCAGAGGAUCGAGAGGGAGUCCAUCAGACAGAAACUGGCCCUCGGCAGUUUCUAUGACGACGGGCCCGUUUUCUUCACCAGCAACAUCUCCCCGUCCCCACGGUUUCAGAGUGGUGUGAACCUGCAGGUAUGCUUUGUGAAUGACAGCAGCAGCGAUAAGGACAGCGACGCCGAGGACAGCAGGACAGAGACGAGCCUUGACACGCCCUUGUCUCCCGUGAGUAAGCAGAGCUCAUCGCUUUCGGACCGGGACACAUGUGAGGAAGAGGAAGAGGACGGGGAGUUUUGGCGGCUGCAGCGGCGGCUUGAGGAGGAAGCACGUGGGGCCCUGGCUCUAGCUCGGCCCAUGGCACGCAUGCAGGUGGAGGUGGAGAGACACGUGCAGCUACACCGCAGGUCUCCGGUGGCCGAUCUGUUGCCGCACAUGCCGCACAUCAGCGAGAGUCUGAUGAAGAGGAGUCUGAGGCCCGUGGACCUGAGAGACAUGAGUCUGGGGCAGUUACAGGUCAUCACCAAUGACCUCCACUCACAGAUACAGGGUCUGAACGAGGAGCUCGUGCAGCUGCUGCUCCUGAGAGACGAGCUUCACAUGGAGCAGGACGCCAUGCUGGUGGACGUGGAAGACCUGACCAGGCAUUCGCACAAUCAGCAGAGACACGUGUCCAAAAGAAAAGGUGCCUGCUCCCUGUGAUCCCGCUGACCCUCUGGAGCAGUUCAAGAGCCGUUAGUGUUGUGAAAGCUCAGCUUAAAUAGACCUGUGUGUUUCUUUUCAUGUGUUCCAAGCUUCGUGUGUCAAUCAGUCAUGCUGUGAGCUUUCACUCUUGCCCAUGCUAAAGCAGGAGAACGGAAAGGUCCACGGUGGAAGCUGCAGGCUCGUGUCGGCUGUAAAACGAUCUCAGUCUAUAGUCUACAUCAUACUUUAUAUAUAUAUAUAUAUAUAUAUAUAUAUAUAUAUAUAUAUAUAUCAGCAUUGCUAUUGAUCAUAAAGCUGUACGAAUGUAAGGCCUGCAGUCUGCUGACGGGGAAGUGGAUCUCGCGCCACAUCGUUUAGAAAUGCAGCGAAUCUGUUUCAUAGCAUAGACAGAUCAUAGCGAACAAAAUGCGAAUGUUAGAAUUCUAAAUAUACUGAUUAUAACUCUAUAAUUCAAGUUAUUACAUCAUUAUACUUAUAUUUUUCUUAUAUAUUGUUUUUCGGUAAUUUAUAGUCAUAAUUCUAUAACUCUAGCAUUAUAUUUCUCGACUCAUAGCCAUAACUUUAUUAUUUUAGCCGUCAAGCUCAACGAUUACUGACUUCUACUUGUCAUUGAAUUCUAAUUGUAGAAUUAUCUCGCUAUUCUAUAAUUGCAGUUCUAACUCUAAUCCGUUCAAAUUCUACAAUUUUGCCAUUAUACCUAUAGUAUCUUUCCGUUAUACUUACGGUAUCUAGAUCUACUCCGUAACGUUAAUUGUAGAAUUCGAUCGUCGUAGCUAUAAUUCUACGCAUUUGGCGUUUCUGUAACUUACAGCUGUAUUAGCAAAAGUUUAACCCGAAGGCUGUUAGAAAUCCUUUCGUGUAAGUUUAUAAUGCUUUUUUUUUUUUAACUCGAAUUAUAUUUAAAAACUUUUGACUGGCAGUUUAUUACUUCAAAUUCUCAUUUAUCGAAUCAAACGACAAGAUUAAUUCGGUAAAGUUCGCUUAACUACAUAGCUAGCACAAGAUUCCAAAACACUUUAAAGCUGACGAGAUUAAAGGUUUUGUUCCCAUCCAGAAUCUACGGUGGCCGAGAAGUGCAAAACAAAUUAACAAAUCCAAAAACACAUUAACAAAUCCGAAAACACAACGACAAGUCAGACAACCCGUAAACGGUAGGUAUAGUUUUUGAAUGGAAACUUACCGAUCAUUGGACAAGACACCUGUCACUCAAGAUAUACAGGUAUGGAAUCUUAUGUGUAAUGUGCAAAGUUCUCCGUUUAAAUAUAAGAAAAUAACAGAAUUAAUCCACAGUAAUCCAUUCCAUCCAUCCAUUCCAACUUUUCCCUGCGGCACACUGUUGAACUUCAUGUAUACCUUGAGUGACAGGUGUCUUGUCCAAUGAUCGGUACGUGUUCCAAUCACAAACUAUACCAACCUCUUCCGGGUUGUCUGAAUUGUCGUUGUGUUUUUGAAUUUGUUAAUGUGUUUUCGGAUUUGUUAAUGUGUUUUGCACUUCCCGGCCACCGUAAGAAUCCCAGAAUCCUUGCAUGCCGUUUAUACACGACAGACUUUCCCUCCUAACUAAUAACCUUAACCUUAUAUCACUGUAUUAAUCAUGCUAACAUACAUAGUCCUUCAUACUAAACUCUCACGAAUCCUAACUUUCCACAUGAGCUGGCAGAAUGAGUGACCAAAACUACACGAGCGUCAGCAAAACUUCAGCUUAAAGUUUAACUGCCGUCAGGUGCAAACAUCACCGGACAAAAGUUUACGAUUUUCUUGAUGAUUUUAAGCGACAUUUCUAUUAAUCAUUAAAGACCGCAGCAUUUUCAUUGCCUCCGUUUGCUAAGGUGUGUUAAUGUGGCUAGAGUAAGAGUAAGUACCAGUGUUCAAAGAGAUUAUAGCUGACAGGAAUUAAAACAAACAAACAAACAAAUAAAUAAAUAAAUUAUCACACUACGGUUGCUAACAAACCUAAAAAAAAAGUAUAUUAACAUUUAACAUGGUCUCUGGAUCUUAAAUUAUUUGCACUUACGCCAACAUAGCUAAAGGUGAAAAUGUCGCUGUAGCAUUUGUCAAGCUAAGAAUUUGUUUAAAUUGAUGCUCAAUUAAAGUAGCUAAAGCUAAAGCUAGCUUACUUUUUUAGUAAUGAACCCGGAUUGGCCGUUAACUAAAAAAGUAAACAAACAGGAAAUGUGUCUAGCUAUUUGUAACUUUACUUGUACUUUAGUUGGUCAUGUGGGUUUUUUCCCCGUCGGCCAACAUUUUGUUGAAUCUUGAAGCAAGGUCAUGUUACGAUGUUGGGAACGCUAGCUAAAGUGACGUACGGCUAUCGCUCCCAUUUAUCCCGUAUGAUGUAAUGACAAACCUAGCCGAUUUUAAACCGCGAAAUAACAUUUAACAAACCUGGAAAUGAGCUCAUAAGUAACAUUCUUUCUAGCUACAGUUCGGAAGAAUUGCAAAGAAUGCUUUGCUAAAUGGUAAAAUGUUAGCACGAUAACUUACGCAAGAUGUUCUACGAAACCUGAUCCGUUAUUAUGUUAGAAGAAAAUCCAUUUCCUAGCAGUGCGAGUAAUCUUUGGAUGAAAUUAAAAAAGUCUGAAGGUCUAGAAGUCUGGAGUCAGAUACGCUAAAGUAACAACCGCUCAAUAAACAUCUUACUUGCAAACA
Messenger RNA from Tachysurus vachellii, 3912 nucleotides. RefSeq lists its product as uncharacterized. The record is from RefSeq and is a predicted model, not a curated record. Gene Ontology annotation, biological process: positive regulation of hippo signaling. NCBI's taxonomy places the organism in Eukaryota, Metazoa, Chordata, Actinopteri, Siluriformes, Bagridae. Bases 538 to 1260 code for a protein of 240 amino acids. The transcript has 8 exons. Gene Ontology annotation, cellular component: plasma membrane; cell junction.